Messenger RNA from Apaloderma vittatum (bar-tailed trogon), 994 nucleotides. Its product is annotated as monoacylglycerol lipase ABHD12-like. Gene Ontology annotation, cellular component: endoplasmic reticulum membrane. The annotation marks the transcript as partial. The transcript has 12 exons. Lineage: Eukaryota; Metazoa; Chordata; Aves; Trogoniformes; Trogonidae. Gene Ontology annotation, biological process: monoacylglycerol catabolic process; phosphatidylserine catabolic process. Gene Ontology annotation, molecular function: phosphatidylcholine lysophospholipase A1 activity; monoacylglycerol lipase activity. The record is from RefSeq and is a predicted model, not a curated record.
GGGCUGGCUGGCCUGGUGUCCCCGGCUGCGCACCCUCCUCCUGGACCUGCUCCUCAUCUACAUCACCGUGCCCUUCCUCAUCCGCCUCUUCCCCAGCCUGCUCACCAAAUUCGUCUUCCUCAACUUCUUGCCGUUCCCCUUCUUUGUGGACCUUCGGCGGCCGGAGCUGCUGCUGAAUAACACCAUCAGCCUGUACCUUGUCACCGAGCCGGACGUCACCGUCGGCAUCUGGCACACGGUGCCGGGCAGCAGCGGGUCCGAGGCGUGGGGCAAGGACCAGCGCUGGUACGAGGAGGCACUCGGUGAUUCUCACCCUGUGAUCAUCUACCUGCAUGGCAAUGGGGGCACAAGGGCUGCAAGGCACCGCAUCCAGUUCUUGAAGACAAUGGGGGCUGCCGACUUCCACAUCCUGGCUCUCGACUACAGAGGGUAUGGGGACUCCAGCGGGCACCCCACAGAGAGCGGCUUCACCACAGAUGUCCUGGCACUCUAUGACUGGGCCAAAGCACGGAGCGGGAACAGCAGCAUCCUCCUCUGGGGACACUCCUUGGGGACAGGGAUUGCCACGAAUGUGGCAAGGAAACUGCAGGAGGAGCGAGGGGUCCAGGUUGACGCCGUGGUCCUGGAGUCGCCCUACACCAACAUCCGAGAGGCGGCCGCCCACAUCCCCAUCACCAAGGGGAGCAUCUACCGCCAGUUCCCGGGUUUCGGGUACCUCAUCCUGGACUCGCUGGCCCUGGGCAACAUGUUCUUCCGCAGCGAUGAGAACGUGAAGGUGCUGGCCUGCCCGCUCCUCAUCCUGCACGCAGAAGAUGAUGACGUGUUGCCUCCGCACCUGGGCCGCAAGCUCUUCGAGACGGCACGCAGCGCCUACAAGGACAAAAGCAAGGUGAAGUUCAUUACUUUUCCCAAAAAGCUGGGCCUGGGCCAUGACUACAUCUCCUUCAACCCGGAGCUGCCCGUCCUGGUGAAAGACUUCUUGAACAUUAAGUGA